UUACUGCCUACUACUUCACGGACAAAACCCAACUCAAACAAAGAAUGGGUUGAACAGCGAGAUUAGCUAACAACAUACAGACAAAAGCAGUCAUAAGAAGUCAAAAUAGACUGACGGACAUCGGGAAAAAAAUCACCAGGAACUCAUUCACUCCCGCAAGGCGCAACUACUCCAAUUCCCUGGCAUGCCGAAUUUAGCAACUGAGAAACAAAGCCUUGGAUCCCGUUCUUACAGAGAUGCCUAUUAUAGUGGACCAAAUUGUAUGAACGGAAACACGAACUCAUCAGGGGGAGAAAUCUCAUGACACUAAAUAUAGAACCGACGAAUUUGGCCGACAAAUAGAACUGUUGAAUAUAGCAAACUCAUAAGAGAUAAAAAUUACCUAAAACCAAAGACAUGCACCAGGUCCAAAUAUUCUAUGGUGUGUAGCCACACCUCUCAAACGCCUCCAUGAAUGCGGGCCACUCCAUCCGUGCCCCAACAAAACCCACUAGCUGAAAAAAUCAACACGUCAGCAUCUCUGUACAACAAAUCAUUUAGGGAAAAAGACAAAACAAAUCAAAUGGAGAUGGGGAGAGGAACAAGCACCUGAACCACAAUAUCCAAAAAAAUCUGGAUCAUAAUCCUUCUAUGUCCUCUGAAAGGCGUCAUUUGAUUGCUCCGAGUUGUGAUGCUUUCCUAAUAACAGACAAAAGAGCUCAGAGAAAUAAACUGGAAAUUGAAAAAGAAAGCAGGAAGAAAGUAAAAGAAAAACAAACAGAACAAAGAGAUCUCACCCUUCACCUUGCAGAGUCGCUAUAUAACUCAUUUCUUCUAGGCACAACGGUUCUGACUCUAAGAUACCAGAUCUACUUCCUCGAGGGCGCGUAUUAGAUUUGUCAACAACAAAAACAGAGAGCGGAUUAAAAACACACGAAAGACCGGCAAGUCCAUGACUGAUGUAAAGAGAGAGAGAGGGAGGGAGACCUGAGAUCGUAUGUGUGAGGCGGAGACCAACACCGGGCAACUACUGUGCUGCUAUCAUAGACUCUCGACUCGAGCGAGUGUCCUCCGGAGAAAGAGAUUGGGAAGGAAAAACAUAGAUGGGGCAUUUAGAGAGGGAGAGAGAGGACUGAGAGAAAGAGGGAGAGAUGUUCAAGAUCUCUUUCUCUGACCUCGGUGAGAGAGAAUACAGAAUAGAGUACUGCGCCGAUAGAUUAAAUGAGCAGCUCAAAAUUAAACCAUCAAAUGGGCUAGCUACGUGGUGCUUAACCCACCAAGAAAGAAAACAAAAUAUCUUUGACCUCUCUCUUUUCAUCAGUCCCCUCAUCUUCUCUCUUCUGCUUCCCUGCUAAAAAGCCUCAUAUUUUCUCUAUUCUCUCAUCAGUCCCUUCAGUUGCAUUUCCAGGCUUAGAAAGAACUUCAGUCUCCAUCAUCAUGGCGCAGGGUUGUAGAACUCGAGGCAGAAAAAGUCCGCCGUGCAAUCUACGCGCGCUAGGGCUACGUAGAGAGCUCCCAACCAGAAGGCAAACCAAAGUCAAAAUGGAACCAAACUGUUUAAAUCUUGUCCCGGCUGAAAGAGCCUUUACGUGUGGCCGCCCUCACUAGAGUUCCAUCCUAGUCGAAAUAGUGUUUAUGAGUCACGAUGUACAGUGAAGUGUCACUUGCUGCACAGGGAAUGGUUCUGCUCGGGGUUCUCUUUUUUCAAUGAUUGUUCAGAACACUCUCCUAAGCAUCACCGCAGCCGAGAGCAAGUGUUAUCCACUCGCCCGCUUUACACGGCUUCUAACUGUAGCUGAAGAUAACUUUAAUGACUUAUUGCAGGUUUCUCACGGAAAUAUGGAGGCAUAAUUUUCCAAGUUUCUACCUUAUAGAAAAGAAGCUCCAAGUUUCUCAUAUAUACAGGCAGAAAAUGAUAGAUUUUCGUGUUUGGUAUCCAUUAUCUUCCCAUUUUUGGAAGUCAAAUGCUCCUUUGCAUGUUCUGGUUGCCCUUAAACAGUCUUCUCUGUUACUUACUUGUGGCAAACUGUUCUUCUAAGGUCUAAAUCCAUGCUCAUAAAAUAAAAGAAGUCACCCAAAUAUAUAUUGUGCUUUAACUAGGUCUAAUUCCAUGCUCAUACUUGUGUCAAACCGUUCUUCUAAGGUCUGAUUCCAAUGGAUAGUGUGUUGGUGUUGUUGUACUUGUACAUUCAACGAAAGUAAUAGUAAUAGUAAUAGUAAUAGUAAUAGUAAUUAUUAUUAUUUUGUUACGCUGUGGAAUCAUUCCGGUGCUUAUUUGCUGGAGUUAUUCUAGGUGUAAACAAAUUCAUCAUGCAUCAAAAUCCAGUUCGUACAGGCUGAUACUAAUUAUUUAGUAGUUGUAAGAAAUAUUACUCUCUAUCUAACCAAAGGGAACUGUUUCACAAAUAUAAGAAACCAAAGAUGAUUUCCCAUCGGGGGAAGAAGUAACUUCUUUUUUUUGUUGAGAUGGACUGUAUGAGAAUUAUAAACCACAACCAAUCAAACAUGUACUAAAACGAGAAAUUUUACAAUGCUAUAUAGUAUUGAUGCUAUAGGGUUUUGCCAUUAUGGUACAACUUAAAAUUGUACAUUUACGUUAUGGUACAACUUCAUAUUGUACCUAUACUUUUUGUAUAAAUUCUUUUAUAGUACAACUUGAACUUGUACCUUUAUGUGAUGGUACAACUUCAAGUUGUAAAGUUGUACCAUAACAUAAUGGUACAAAUUGUUUUAUGGUACAAUCUAAACUUAUACAUUUAAUAUUAAGGUACAACUUUAAGUUGUACAUUAAAACACCAAUACUAUAUAGCAUAGUACAAGUGCUCGUACUAAAACACUCAAUAGUUUAGGCAUUUAGAAAUCCAGAUUCAAGCAAAUUAAUUUGCUAUUAAUAAAAGAGAAAAUUUCCAACAAAAUAAAAUGAAAGUAGGAAACUACUCAUUUAUUGGUAAAAUUCAUUUUUAGAACUUAAAAAUAACCCCAAAUAUUUUUAGAGAUAUUGGCUGAAAAUAUUUCCUCUCUUCAUCUUCACCUUCUUCCUUUCUUCCAUCUUCCCCUACUAUAUAACUAAAAUCUCAUCUCCAUCCUAACAGGAAAAUAACAAAAAAAAAAAAAAACUCAUUCCGUCAUUCUUAACAAAAAUAAAAGGUAGAGCCAGUGAGGGGCCCCAGUUUUCAGUGGAAAAAAGCCCCCAAACCAAACUCUGCAAAUAAAACCCUAAUAACUAAUUAAAAAAUAUUAAAAAGAAGAAAAAAACAAAUUUGAUAAAAUCAUUUUUCCCGCAACACUAAGAUGGGCGACGAGGGUGACCAGAAGAAGAAGAUGGCCCAGCGUCUCCUCCAUCCUCCUAGUCGCCAUGGUCGUCGCCGUAGCCAUCGGCGUAAGCAACAACCCCACAGACAGCGGCGGAGGAGGAGGCGACAAAAGCACUUCGACAAGCAACCAAAUCUCCACCACCAACAAAGCCGUGAAAGCCCUCUGCGCCCCGUCCGUCUACAAGGACACGUGCGAGUCUAGCCUCUCCAAAUCCGCAGAGAACGCCACGGACCCGAAGACGCUCGUCCAGGCAGGGUUCGAGAUCGCGGUCGAGUCCCUCAAGGACGCGAUGAAGAACUCGAGCACCCUGAAGGAGGUCGCGCAGGACCCCAGGGCGAAGCGCACCUUGGAGAUCUGCGACGACCUCAUCGAGACCGCCAUCGAGGACCUGAGACGGUCUCUGGACGAGCUCGACAACUUCGACCCCACCAAGGCCUACAUCCACAUCGACAACCUCAAGACUGUUAAAAGAUAAUUUGCAAUUAUGAUUUUUUAUCUACCUACAAUCACAUCAAGGGACAAUUCCAUAUGCCAUAAUAUUGGAACAUGUAGUGUUCUACUACAAGUUUGACAAGAUGAAAAGAGGGCAUAACCACCAAUGAUGGAUCUGAAAUCAUAACUCUCCAUGGACAGCAAGUUGAUAAGAAGUUGAAGACAAUAAUAAUGGAUGGAUUAAUUACAUGGGCCUUGGUUGAUUUAUUGUAGAACAUGUAUAUGUAUAAUGGUGGAAGAGACAAGGGCCAUGUAUAUGGUUGUGCUCCAUUAUUAGUUUGUUAUAUUUCAAUUAUAUAAAUGUAUGUGUGUUGUACGUAUGGGAAGGAAGGAGGAAGAAGUGUCAGAGACACAAAAGAAGAAUUCUCCCAUGCAUGUAUGUAUGUAAAGCAAGAGCCAAAACAAUAAGGCCUUGUUUGUUUU
Molecule: messenger RNA, 4209 nt
Organism: Linum trigynum
Lineage: Eukaryota; Viridiplantae; Streptophyta; Magnoliopsida; Malpighiales; Linaceae
Source: the annotation of a GenBank genome assembly